Messenger RNA from Xyrauchen texanus (razorback sucker), 2093 nucleotides. Its product is annotated as hyaluronidase-5-like. Bases 20 to 1351 code for a protein of 443 amino acids. The transcript is spliced from 4 exons. Gene Ontology annotation, cellular component: acrosomal vesicle. Gene Ontology annotation, biological process: hyaluronan catabolic process; carbohydrate metabolic process. Lineage: Eukaryota; Metazoa; Chordata; Actinopteri; Cypriniformes; Catostomidae. The record is from RefSeq and is a predicted model, not a curated record. Gene Ontology annotation, molecular function: hyalurononglucosaminidase activity.
GAGACACCUGAUAGACUCGAUGGGAGACCGCACUUGUUUUAUCAGGAAACAUGCUCGGUUACCAUUUAAUGCCAUUUUCUUCACCAUAAUGAUGCACUAUUGUACAUCAUCGUCUUUUCCACCAACAGUAGCUCCUCUCUUCAACGAAAGGCCUUUUGUGCUGCUAUGGAAUGCUCCCAUUUCCAAAUGUCAACAACUAAAAGUUCCUUUAGAUUUAUCACAGUUCCAGGCAGUCACCACUCCAGCAAGGGUAAGCAAUCAACCCCUGACCCUGUUCUACAAACAUCGAAUUGGACUCUUUCCCUAUAUAGACCUCAACUCCCUGAAAGAGUAUAACGGUGGCAUUCCGCAACGGGGGAACCUGCGUGCUAGUCUUCAGAUGGCUACGGAAGAGUUUGUUAAAUAUAUUCCUGACUCCUCCCCUGGUCUUGCUGUAAUGGAUUGGGAGGAGUGGCUUCCAAUGUUUAAUUGGAAUUUGGAUGAGAAGAUGAUCUACAAAAAUCUGUCCAUCGAGUACACCCGUGCGGAAAACGCUAGUCUCAGUCUGCAACAGGCUAGCAGCAAAGCUAAACAGCACUUCCAGAAGGAAGCCAGGAGUUUCAUGGAGGAAACUCUUAAGUCAGGAAUUGCUCUUCGACCCAAGUAUCUGUGGGGCUACUACUUAUUUCCAGAGUGCUAUAACCAUGACUUUGAGGAGUCAAACUAUACAGGAAUUUGCUCAAAGCCCACAAAGCAGAUGAACAACGAUCUUCUCUGGCUGUGGGAAGCUAGCACGGCCCUUUUUCCAUCAGCAUACCUGCCAGUCUCUGUGAGUGGAAACAAGAGCGCUGCACUGUUUGUCCGUAACCAGGUGCAGGAGGCAAAUAGAGUGGCAGCACUGCCAAAACAUAACUACACUGCACCUAUCUAUGUGUACCUACGUCCCUUCUUUCAGGACCAAAAGGAGCUUUUCAUGAAUGAGAUUGACUUGGUCAGCAGUAUUGGUGAGAGUGCAGCCUUGGGAGCCUCUGGAUCUGUGCUGUGGGGAGCUAGUGCUGAUUACAAUGACAAGGCCUCAUGUGAAGCCUUGUCUGAAUACCUAUCUGAUACUUUAAACCCCUACAUUGUCAAUGUCACGUCCUGCGCCUAUUUCUGCAGCAAACGUCUCUGUCAAGGCAACGGGCGCUGUGUCCGCAAAAACUACAACUCAGACGACUACCUCCACCUCAGUUCAGAUAGUCACCACAUCAGUAGGAAUGCUGGGAAAUAUGUGGUCACUGGGACCCCCUCUCUGAGUGAUCUCACCUUCUGGGCAAACAAAUUCACCUGUCAGUGCUAUGAAGACAGGGAGUGCUCUGCCAAGAAACUCUAGGAUGUUCAAUGUGUUUGACUAGAUGAUAACAUGGAGCAUUAUAUUAAAUGUUCCAUUUCACAUUAUUGAUAAGUGAUAAAUAGUAAUCUUUAGAGAGAAAAAAUAUUUGCACAAAGUGAAAGUGUUCAUUUACAGUUGAUUAUUGAGAUCAAGGAAGUAAUAUUCGACUGGUCAUGUGAUCUCAACAUGGAAGCGCUCAUGAAUGUGUGCCCAGCACCAUAUAUGUAGCAUCAAGCAUCCUUUUCUCUAAAACUGAUUUAACUAGAAUCUUUAAUCUCAUCUAAGUGUACAUAAUUUUUUUGAUUGAAAUUUUUCAAUAUUUUUUUGUUUCUGUUUAAAUGUUUAGCAAUUAGCAAACAAGUACUUGCACCUUUAAGACUGUCUUAUUUGUAAUCACAAAAUAUUUUUAUUUUAACUAAUCAUGAAUAAAUCCAAACAGACUUGAUGUCAGACACAAUAUCACUGAUUUUACAAUAACACGGAGUAAUUGGACAAAAGAGGAUUCAACAGUGAAAGAAAUACUGUACAUAUUUAUGUGUCAAGGAAUUGCUUUAGAAUAGGUAUUCACCUAUGCAUGGGUGCAUUGUCCUGCUUCUUCACAUUAAAUGCAUUAGCCAUUUGCAAUUUCAAUUCAUUUACAAUUUGUGUGACUUUGUUAGCAUCAUAGGUGAAAUAUAGAAAAACAAGACAAUUAAAAUAUACAUACAUACAUAGCACUACAAUUUAUGUAAAAAUAAAUAAA